AUGUUUGCAACCGACCUCGCAAGUUUUGUGCUCUUGUUUCUCUUGGCCAUGGUUUCCUCUCGUUCAAAGACCGACAAACCGUCGGACUCGAUGGGCCAUGUCGAAGAUCCAAACGAACAUGGCUUUGAGAAGGGCGAAGCUGCUGUCAAUGCGGCUCUCAGAGGCCAAGCUGUUACCGGCUAUGAGUCCCUGACCGUCUGGGAGACCGCGAAGCUCUUCAAGAUCGCAACUUCUUCUUGCUUUGCGGCGGCCUUUGCGGCAGCGACCGACGGAUAUCAAAUUGGGAUGAACGCCGGUAUUGUCGCAAACAAGGGCUUUGUUCGUCAAUUCGCAACUCUCACCGACAAGACCGGAGCGCCAUAUCUUGAUUCUCCGAUUCUAUCAGGCUGGAGCUCCAUCAUGUCCGUCGGCCAAGUUAUCGGAAUGACCACCAUCCCAUUUAUAUCAUCUCGAUUUGGUCGCAAGAUCGCCAUGUACACCCUUUGGCUCGUCCUCGCUCUCAGCGUCAUGGUCGAAAGCUUGGCCCGCACCUGGCCCAUCUGGCUUGUGGGCAAGCUCCUGGCUGGUGUUGGCGUUGGUUGUCUUCAGUCAACUUUGCCCAUCUAUAUCGCAGAAGUGGCACCUGUGCGCAUCCGUGGAGGAUUAUUGAUGUGCUACUCGUUGUGGUGGACCAUCGGCACCUUUUGCGCUCAUAUUGCGUUGCAGAGGAUGAACAAGACCGACGCAUACAACUACCUCAACCCUAUUUAUACCCAGUGGGCUCAGAUCGGAAUUAUGCUCAUCAUUUUCGUCUUCCUACCUGAGUCACCUGCGUGGUGUGUCACGCACGGGGAAGAAACCAAGGCGAAGAAGUGGAUGGCAUGGUUGAAUCGCGGCGUUGAAGGGUUCAACCUCGACCAGCAAUACCAAGCGCUUCUGAUGACCAUUGAGCACGAGAGAUCUGUUGCGGCUGAGCAAAAGAGGGAGAAGUGGCACGCCAUAUUCCAAGGAACUGAUGGCUUACGAACUCUCGUCUCGUUAUGGACGAAUAUGUCUCAGCAAUUUAUCGGCCUCACACUAUUCGCGACUUUCGGGACGUAUUUCUUUCAACAGGCUGGCCUCCAAGAUCCUUUCCUGAUCAAAGCCAUCACAUCUUCGAUCAACAUCGCGACCAUCAUCGUUACUGUCUUCUGUGCUGAUCGUUUGGGAAGACGGUGGAUAGGAUGCGGAGGCAUUAGCCUUUGCUGGAUUUCAUGCGUCAUCAUCGGCAUCAUGGGCGUCAUCAAGCAGACCAACGCGACAACAUAUGUUUUUGUGCUCUUUGCCUGCUUUUGGAACAUCGGCAUGACAGCCAGCGGUGCGGCCGGCUGGGGUUUCAUCGGCGAGAUCUCCUCUCAGCGCCUGCGGCCUUACACUGCUGGAUUCGGCGCCGCCUGUACCUGUGUCAUCGGCAUUGUGAUGAAUGUCCUGGUUCCAUAUAUGGUGAAUGCGAAUAAGUGGAACUGGGGUCUGAAGACCGGCUGGUUCUAUGCCGGCGUUGGCCUCCCAUUCACGAUUGGGAUGUGGCUGCUCAUUCCGGACACUGCUAGGCGCUCUGCUGCUGAGUUGGAUGAGUUGUUUGAGAGAAAGGUUAAGCCGUGGCGAUUUCAUAAGACGCAAACCGCGACCCAAAACCUGGUCGAGUUGCAAAACUCAGAACAGCGUUGA
This is a messenger RNA of Colletotrichum karsti, 1686 nucleotides long. RefSeq lists its product as uncharacterized. The record is from RefSeq and is a predicted model, not a curated record. Lineage: Eukaryota; Fungi; Ascomycota; Sordariomycetes; Glomerellales; Glomerellaceae. Gene Ontology annotation, biological process: carbohydrate transport; transmembrane transport. The coding region runs from base 1 to 1686 and encodes 561 amino acids. Gene Ontology annotation, cellular component: membrane. Gene Ontology annotation, molecular function: carbohydrate:proton symporter activity. The transcript is spliced from 4 exons.